Penicillium mononematosum is the source of this 204-nucleotide messenger RNA. RefSeq lists its product as uncharacterized. The coding region runs from base 1 to 204 and encodes 67 amino acids. Lineage: Eukaryota; Fungi; Ascomycota; Eurotiomycetes; Eurotiales; Aspergillaceae. The record is from RefSeq and is a predicted model, not a curated record. The transcript has a single exon.
AUGCCUUUCUGGGACGCGGUUCCUCAGCUCUGUGCAGCUGUGGUAGUUUUGGCAACUGGUCAUGUCCUCGGUGAAUUCUACCUCGAUUGGUGGUAUCGUUCCAAAAGUAAUGAUGCCCCCUCAACCGAUUCACUACCGUCUUCACAAAAUUUUGGAAAUCAAGAUCAAACAGACACCAAGAGAGCUCAAGGCUUGGACGUCUAA